Tribolium castaneum (red flour beetle) is the source of this 787-nucleotide messenger RNA. RefSeq names its product glutathione S-transferase 1. NCBI's taxonomy places the organism in Eukaryota, Metazoa, Arthropoda, Insecta, Coleoptera, Tenebrionidae. The record is from RefSeq and is a predicted model, not a curated record. The transcript is spliced from 3 exons. Gene Ontology annotation, biological process: glutathione metabolic process. Bases 102 to 752 code for a protein of 216 amino acids. Gene Ontology annotation, molecular function: glutathione transferase activity.
UUGAGAAAUAAAAAAAAUUAUUCCGCACAUUUCGGAACCAAGGAUAAAUCACACUUUACGUCCCCUCUAUUCAGUUAUCACCAAUACUUUACUCAGUAAACAUGGCUCCAAAACUGUACAUGAUUCCAUACAGCCAGCCAGUUCGGGCAACUUUAAUGACAAUUAAGGCUUUGAAUCUUGAUGUAGAACUAGUUGAAGUAAAUCUAUUAGACAGAGCGCAGUUUUCGUCAAAUUAUACCAAGUUGAAUCCCCAACACUCUGUCCCAACAUUAGUCGAAGAAGACGGUUUUAUAUUAUGGGACAGUCAUGCCAUUAUGGCCUAUCUGGUCGACAAAUACGGCAAAGACGAUUCUCUCUACCCCAAAGACUUGCAAACGCGGGCCAUAGUCACCCAAAGGUUGCAUUUCGAAAAUGGAAUUCUUUUUCCCAGGACCAUGGACGUAAUUCGCCCUGUUAUUUACCAAAGCGUCAAGACUGUAACUUCAGCACAAAAAGACGCAAUCAAGGAAAGUUACAAUUUUUUGGAGAAGUUUUUAGAGGGUAACGAUUGGGUUGCCGGAAAAUCCGUCACUAUCGCAGACUUUAGCAUAGUUUCGUCAAUUACCACAAUGGAUAUUGUGGUUCCGAUUGAUGCAAAGACGUACCCGAAUAUCACUUCUUGGAUCAAACGGUGCCAGAAAUUGCCUUAUUACCAUCUCAACCAGAAGGGUUGUGACGAAAUCAGGUUCCUUAUCGAACGAAAUUUGGAAUAAUUAUAUUGACAAGAAAUAAAUUGUAAAUUAAUUAA